Syngnathus typhle (broad-nosed pipefish) is the source of this 18947-nucleotide messenger RNA. It is a transcript of the gene mcm9, whose product is annotated as minichromosome maintenance 9 homologous recombination repair factor. The transcript is spliced from 21 exons. Bases 791 to 3907 code for a protein of 1038 amino acids. Gene Ontology annotation, molecular function: ATP binding; single-stranded DNA binding; ATP hydrolysis activity. Gene Ontology annotation, biological process: double-strand break repair via homologous recombination. Lineage: Eukaryota; Metazoa; Chordata; Actinopteri; Syngnathiformes; Syngnathidae. The record is from RefSeq and is a predicted model, not a curated record. Gene Ontology annotation, cellular component: MCM complex; nucleus.
GACGAGCUUCCUACAACUUCCGUUUCAAGUGCUUUGGGGCUGAUUGGUCAGAAAGGAGUUUUACGUAACAAACCUCACGUGGGAUUCCACGCGUGGAGCAAGCCCACGAAAUGUCGAUUGUAGCGUAUGAUUUAUUUUAUUUCAUUUUAUUUUGACUAGUGAGCCGCUUUAAUGGGUCACUGUGUGCUCAUGUCGGUUUAAUCUAUAAAAAAAUCACUGAAAAUUUCCCAUGUAGUGCAAUAUUUCACUAUUGUGAAUUCCUUUUCCGGUGUAAAGGGAAGAUUUUCCCUGCGUUCAAACUUAUGUGCAUGUUUUUUCCUCAGUUGCUAAUUUCUCCUGUACUGUAAUCGUUCUAUUUAUCAAUUAAACACUUUACGUUUGACAUUUCCAUAGAGAAAUAACCAACUGUUAAAAUAAGAAUUUGCUUCAUAUUAUUAUUUGGUAACUUAAUCUUUGCCUUAAAGACAAGAUUUGGGUAUUAUUAUUGCUAACACACGAAUCUUAAGCGGGGAAUUUGACGUUAUUCAAGUGUUUAUUGAGGCGAUGCUGGCCUAUUUCGUAAUUUAACUGUAAUUACCAACAUUAUUAUGAUCCUCACUACCAGGUGCGUAGUUAGAUAUCGGAGUAAAAAUCAAUUACUCUCAAAAAUGCUAUAUUUCCAGUUCGUACUCCGCGACGUAAAGCUAAUUAGCUGUUGAAGCAAGCUUUUUUUCCACCACACAUCGAAAACUACGCCACAAAUUCAUUGUUAAGAGGCAGGGGUGCAUUUCAUGGUGGAUCUCCAUUCAACAUGGCUAUAAAUGUAGAACAGGAGGCUCUUAUUAGCCAGAUGUUCGAAGCGUAUAUCACAGAGUAUCAUCUCGGGGACAUUAUCAAGCUAACUGCAACCUCCAAUGACGACAGUCAUCAGCCUGUUGUGAUCAAUGCCAUGUCAUUGUUUGAAGCCAGUAUGGAGAUUGGUGACUAUUUGAACGCCUAUCCCAAUGAUGUCUUGACAAUAUUUGACAAGGUUUUGUACAAACGAGCCAUUGAGUUGUCAAAGAAUGCCUCCGUUAAGCAUUUGCAUGGGUUACCUCCUGAAGAGCAGAGAAUAAAAAACACCCUUCAUGCGCGUAUCACAGGUCUACCAAUUUGCCCAGAACUCACAAGGGACAGAAUUCCCCGAUCGAGAGAUGUUGGGCAUUUCUUGUCCGUCACUGGGACUGUCAUCCGCACCAGUUUUGCCAAAGUCCUUGAGAACGAGCGUGAUUACAUGUGCGCCAAGUGUCGCCAUGUUUUCGUGCUGCAGGCAGACUUUGAGCAAUUCUACUCCUUCGUCCCACCGGUGGUCUGCCCCAAUCCCAAUGGCUGUAACUCAUGCAAGUUCAAUUGUCUGUCUGAAGGCUCUGAGCCGACUGCCUGCAGGGAUUACCAGGAGAUCAAAAUACAAGAGCAAGUGCAGAGGUUGUCAGUGGGAAGUAUUCCUCGUUCUAUGGUGGUGGUUCUGGAGGAUGACCUUGUGGACAGGUGUAAGUCAGGAGAUGAUGUGACUGUUUAUGGGGUGAUGUGCCAGCGUUGGAAACCUUUUUUUGAUGGUGAUUGCUGUGAUGUGGAGCUGGUUCUCAAAGCCAACAACAUUGAAGUCAACAACCAGCAGGGUGCUGCUUCUUUACUUUUGGAGGAUGUUCAAAAGGAAUUCAAAGAAUUCUGGGAGCACUACAAAUGUGAUCCAAUAGCAGGCAGGAACCAGAUCUUGUUGAGUCUGUGCCCUCAACUAUUUGGCAUGUAUGUGAUUAAACUGGCCCUUGCCAUGGUGUUGGCUGGAGGGGUGCAGAGAAUAGAUUCUUGCGGAACCAAAACCAGGGGUGAAUGUCACAUGUUGCUCGUGGGUGACCCUGGUACAGGCAAGUCUCAAAUCUUAAAAUACGCAGCCAAGAUGAUGCCACGCUCUGUGCUCACUACUGGAAUUGGUUCAACAAGCGCAGGACUAACAGUUGCAGCAGUGAAGGAUGGAGGCGAUUGGCAUCUGGAGGCUGGAGCCCUCGUCCUCUCAGACGGUGGCUUAUGCUGCAUCGAUGAAUUCAACAGCAUCAAGGAACACGACCGCAUCAGUAUCCAUGAAGCCAUGGAGCAACAGUCCAUUAGUGUCGCCAAGGCUGGUAUAGUCUGUAAGCUGAACACUCGUACAACUAUUCUGGCUGCGACCAAUCCAAAAAGUCAGUACGACCCAAACGAAUCACUGUCUGUCAACGUCGCACUAGCGAGCCCUUUGCUAAGUCGCUUUGACCUGCUUCUGGUUAUGUUGGACAACCGAAAUCCAGAGUGGGACCGCGUCAUCUCUUCUUUCAUUCUGGAGGGUACAGGACUGCCCUCUGAGAGCUCCCCCAACCUCUGGUCCAUGGAGAAAAUGAGGGCUUAUUUCUGUGUAAUAAAGCGAUUACGGCCACAGGUUACAGAGGAAGCCAACUCUAUCUUAUCAAGGUACUAUCAACUGCAAAGGCAGAGUGAAGACCGCAAUGCCGCACGCACAACCAUCCGCAUGCUGGAGAGUUUGAGCAGACUGGCUGAAGCUCAUGCUCGUCUCAUGUACAGAGAGACUGUAACGAUAGAGGAUGCUGUUAUGGCUGUCUCUGUGAUGGAAUGUUCCAUGCAGGGUGGCAGUUUGCUAGGAUGUGUUAAUGCUGUUCUGACUUCAUUCCCAAAUGACCCUGGUCAGCAGUAUCGGACACAAUGUCAGGUACUGUUAGAAGGCCUGAAACUGCCCCUCUUGAUUCAAAAGGAGAUGGACAGAUUGGACAGGCUUGGAAGCAGCAGCAUCAAGGCUUCUAGCUCUGAACAACCAACUGAUCACCACAAUGAAACAAACACUCUCACCAAAACACCACCUGACGUACCAAAGACCUGCAUGAAGGGGGCUGAGCAGGAGAAGGGUUUAGAUUGGUUUUACUCCUUAACUGCUUCGCAAUCAUCAGAUGAAAUCACCUCUCCAGUAUUCACAUCAACUCAACGCAAUGAUAAAACACAUUCUGAGCAAGGUGGAAUGAUUGAAGAGAAACAACCUGAAGUUCAGGAUCAUCUUCAUGGAUCCCAUGCACAAACAUCAGGGGAUGUCUCUGAAAAUCUACAAGGGAGAAGAGUCAAGGAGCUUCAGCGUAAAUCACAGCAAGGACUCGAAGAAAGUGAAGUCAUUGUAAAUAAGAGAAGUGAAGAUGUCAGUGUUUUAAAUCCAACUUCUCAUACUGGCUUGGAUUCUAGAAUUCAGGGUAACCCUCAGUGUCGCACAGCAACUAAAACCAUUCACACUCUUCUACAAGACAAAAUUGCAGCUUCAGAUGAAACUACUCCUUUCAAGUUUUCAGACUUUAUAUUCAAACCAAAGAAGAUGAGAUCAUCAGUCCAAAAUGACCAUUCCGCUGUGAUUGCACCUGAAUGCAGAAAACGUCGAAACAAAACCGACAAAGACAUUCAACAGAAGGUCAGCAGCUGCGAUAAGGCCAAUAGUGCUCUUAAAGACGGUGAAAAUAGAAAAAAGCAUGCGAGUCUCAGCGAAACGAAACAAAGCGAUGACAUAAGGAACCAAGACGGUGACAAGAGUAAAACAUUUUCUACACCUUUAAAAACUACCGAUCCUUCAAGCGCUGCAAAGUCAACAGUCACCGCCUCAACUCUAGCUAAACUUUCAAGAUUCUCUUUCACUGGCACAACGGAACGCACGACCCCAGCGCAGACAGAAAAUUGUGUCAAGAUGAAGAGAAAAUGUUUUGAUUUUGACCCGCCAACAAGUGCUCUCUGUGGUUUGAAAAGUGUGUUCAACACAUCUCUCUUUGAUUCUGGUUGCAACAGCGCAGGUGGGGAAUUACAAGACCGGAUAUCAUUAACCAAGGCUGAAGUCACUACUUUGCCAUCAACAUACAGUACAUGGAAAUGAGGGACAACAGCAACUUCUCAUCAUGGGAAUUGACAGGAAGAGCUGAAGAUGAACGCACACAAACACGGUUUUUCCAACUGACGUACGGAUGUCCUUCUGGGAUGUCACGCAGGAGGUCAGAGGAGAAGUUCUCUGUUACUGUCUGGAGGGAAGCCAGGAAGGCCAUGACUCCUCUGAUGUUGGUCAACUAAACAGGCUGUUUGUUCCACACGACUAAACAACAUUGCACUUUGGAUGACGUCCUACAGUGGCAAAUUUGGACUUGUCUAUUUUUAUGGAUUUCCUUAAAUCCUAAAUUUCUGCUUGGAAACAACAUGUGGUUGUUCUACUCUCUGUUCUCAGCAUUGAACCAACAUCUGGACUGGAAAUGUCACACGUGCCAAGAACAUUUGCCAGAUUUUGCACUGGUCCACAUCUGCAUUCGACCUCCUGGCCAAGGAUGAAAACAACACAACAAAUUCAACUCAAAAGGUUUGAGGAAACAAAUUGCUAUGAUUUAUCUAAGUUGAGUAACUUUAGCAAUUAAAGUAUUAAAAAUAUUUGAUUUGACUUACAAAAAAAAUUAUCGUUUCAGUAACGAACGAAUAACGUAUUGAAUAAAUAUUACACUUUUAUUGUGAAGGAAAAUAUAUGGCUGCAUUUUUAUCAAUAUUGACUCUGGCGAUGCUAAAUUAAUGAAAUGAUUCGGGUCGGCUUAGGCAAGACUGUUUUUGCCUCUUUGUUGACUUGAAAACAGAGGUUCAGAUAAGAUGCUAAAACCUUUGAGACUUUGAAGUGUGCGUGCGUGUGUGGUGGGGGAACACAGUCAACAGCCAAAAACACUUAAACUAUAUAAGGGAUAAUGUCGUUGUUUCUGCUUCAUGCUGACUGCAUUGCCUGGAAACUCCAAAGAAGUUCACAAGGUAUUUAAGACCGAGAAUCGUGAUAACUAGGAAACUAAAUUGCCUCAGUUCUAAACAAUCACUUUUCAACAGUCUCAGUCAUUGACGCCAUACAACUCAACUCUUAACCUCGUUCAAAGCCAUGUUGUUUUCUCUGAUUCACCAAAUAAGAUUAAAAAAAAAAAGCUACACCAUAUGGACAAAAGUAUUUGGACACACAAGGUAAUAACAUGAGCAAAUGUGGAAUUGUUUCUUUAUUAUAAAAAUAUUGCAACCAAAAGAAAUUUGACAUCUAUCACAUGCGGCACCUGACAAAAACGGAAUGUCUCAAAAACAUUUUCAUUGCCAGACCCUAGAGAUAAAACGAUUCUCCAUUUAAUUGUGACAACACGUUCCUUUUUUUGUUCUUUCUCAACAGAACAUUUACAAAGAUAACCAACAUUCUCACUUACUAGUUAGGAUUGGAUAGCAAACAGCCAAUCAAAACAUGCCCUGUCUGACUCCUGAUUGGUUAAUAGAUUUUAAUUUAUUAAUUUCUGGUUAUUAUGGCAAAAUAUAUACACACACCAUGCGGUGAAGUGAAAAAUAGUGGGGCAAUUAAGGUGGAACUUCUUUGUGUAACUAUUAUGUUUCUCUUUGUGGACACUCUUGGCAACCACAGACUACGCAUAAACCUCAUUCUCUCCAUGCGUCACUUAUUUCAGCCAAAGAAUUAGUUGCUUCACUACCAAAUGUUAAGGUAGCCACAACAUGCGUGUUAAACUUGCUCCGUUAACAUUCAGUCUUUCUGUGCCAUGUUUCUUGGAACACAUCUUCUGUUAUUGAAGAGGUAACCACUCACGCAGCUCAAGGAAUUUUCCUCCUUAAGUGUCUCUUUCUGCUUUUCACCCCAAGUAUUUAGUUGCCAGUUUACCACUUGCUCAUUUCCUCUGGAGACUCAGCUCGGAAUUACAAACACAGCUCGCGGUGUCAUUGUGUGUUUUCUUUGAAAAUAGAGUGACUUUGCAAUUGGCAAAGCUUAGUUUUGAAAUACAUUAUAAAUUAUAAUAAAUAAUAUUAUAAAAUACAAUAAAUACAGAUUCAAGGAAAUUCAAAGCAGUAAAGAUUUUUUUUAUAUAUAGCAUGUGAAACGUUAUGAAGUCUUAAUAAUAAAGUUGAUCAUAAUACACAUUAACACUGAUAUUGGCACACACACAAACAAAACAAAUGAGCACACAUAUUCUAAGUUCAAUUGCCUUUCCUUGCUAAGUCUGGUGUGUUUGGAGAUGGUUACUGAGGAGACAGUAUGCAGGAGGCCUCCCGUGCCUCCUACUGAAAGCCUUUCUUUCGCUGAUAGAUGUCCGAGCCUCUUGCUGAGUCCAGAUUUGUAAUCCAUGGAGCAUGCAGUUCACGCUUUUUUUUUUUUUUUGCAAUAACGCUCACAAAUUCAAAAGUCACAUAAACUUGUCAGUUCAACCUUGAUUAAGUUUAUUUUCAGAAUAAAUAGCAUGGUUGCGGUUCUCAUGUUUGAGAUUAAGAUUUACUAACGUUUGCACCUGGAUAUUUGACUCAUUCUGCUCUGUGCAGCUAAAUGGAGCAGCUUUUUGUCGUGCAAUAAAUACUGUGUGAGGAGGUGUACUAUGUAUGUAUAUUAUGCUGACAUUAAAGCAGAGAUGAUAACUGAAUAAAAAACUCAAAAUGUUAUAAAAACAGAAUAAAAAAAAAACUCAAAAUGAUAUCAAAACAACCAAAAUUGAAAACUAUUAUCUUAUAACUACACAUUUUUUCAAAAGAAUUUGGCGAAUCAGUUUACAAACAACACAAAAUUUAUCAGUCCUGUCUAUUGCGUCAAAAAAAAAAAAAAAAAAAGCAAAAUGAUUUGUUCGCAAAUGCAGUGACCCCCUCAAGUGUGGUGCACAUUUAAAUAUUCUGCUGACAUUUGCCCUAAAAAUGAAACAUUCAAAUACUGUUGGCGUGUUCUUUCCAAGCUGCAAACAAAGCUACAUUUGUAUGGUUAUCAAAUAAACAUAGCGCAUUUACUAUCAUGUUUCAGUAUUUGUCAAACAUGAUGAAAUGUAGAAAUGUGAGUGGCUGAAAAUGAUAAAACCAUUGAGCUGAAUAGUCUCCUUUCAGGCAGAGGUGGUAAAGCACACUGAUUUAUAAAAGGGACCUUUGGAAGAUACAGAAAAUUCACAUAUAGGCACGUACUGAAAAUUUAACACAGAAAUACAGUCUUGCAGUUAGUCACGACUUUUCUAGGCAGUCCAACACUGUUUUUUUUUUUUAAAUAAAAAAGACAGAUUCAAAUAUAUUUCAGGUAACGUCCCCUCAAUCUUGUGCCUUCAACGAGUUGCAUCAGAGACUCAAUCAAGCGGGCAUUCAUAAAAAGUUGCACUUUUACACUGGAAAAAAUCAUCCCGUAAUCAGAUAAUUAAUUGCGCAACAUGGUCAGUGAUGACAAGAAUCCAAUGUGACAACAAAGAAAUGAGACCAUGGCAGCCGCUGCUGGUCAUGACUAAAUGCCAACUGGCUUAUGUCACAGGGUGGCGUAACAUCUCAUCUAAUUUAUUACAAUACUUCUCUCAUUCGGAUUCUUUGUCAUGAUUUUAUGUAUUCCGCAACUGUCACGCAACUGAAGGUGCAACAAAGAUAGUGGGGAAGCGAAUUGUCGCAAACAUCCUCCAUAGCAAUGGUCCCUAAACCUUUUUUGUAUUAGGGACUAGUUUCAUGCAUGAACAUUGUAUGCACCUGUAUUGUAUGCAAAUGACAAAACCUUUCAAUUACGCUUAAUAUCAAGUAAUCAAUAUUUCCUUGCAACUAGAUUUUCCCAUCCUCUUUUUGUCUUGGUAGCUGUCCACAGAAAUUCCCACUGCACAUUAAUCCAGACUGCUAAGAAAUUUGAAACUGUAGGUGUCAAACGCAAGGCCCGGGGGGCAGAUACUGCCCGCCACAUCAUUUUUCUGUUGUUGUUUUGUUUCAUUCAUGAACUUCACUAAUGCAUCACAUUUUAAUGUGAUAUUUUAACCCCGGAAAGACUAUUUUGGGCUGACACCGAGACUUCCUGGAAUAUAUCUAUUGCUUGGCGACCUCAUUGGGAUGACUGUGCAGAAAUCAACAUUAGUACUCAGUCUUUGAUUUAUUGGAGAGCUUGGACAGCUUCCAAUUUUUUUUCUGGGAAUAUCUGUGAGAAUGAUGGAAUUAGUUGGUUCCUUAUUUGCUUUGUCACACUGACUAUACAAUUUCUUUAAAACGUUUUAAAUAAAACAAAAUACUUUUUUACCAUAUACAUUUUUGCAUGGUUAAAGUGGUGAAGUUUCUUUCCUGAAUGAAAGAUCAAAAUUAACAUGUCUAAUUCUGGUGUCUGUGUGUCAAAUUCACUGUAAAUCAAUCUGAAGAUAUUAUUAAUGGAAGUUUACAAUUCCCAUUUGCUCCCCUACGUUUUUAACUCGGACACAUGUGGUCUUCAUGCUGUGGCUACAGUCUGUACAACAUGUGGUUUGGUUUAGUGCGAUGGAAAGAUUAAAUGGGGAACUUGGAAAAGUGAAAAAGAGCUGUGUCCUUUCUUGUUAUGAAAUUUAACUACAUCUCUCGAAAGCUUUUAUCAAAGCUCGAGUAAAGCUCAGCGCUGAAUACCUGGAACCUUAUUGCACUCCUUUUUUGUGGAUCAUGAUUUGGUUUAUGUGGUGUUCGGCAACCAUGCCAGCAUUAGUUGGAUGGUUUUCUCUGUUUUAAGGACAUGAUGCAAUUCUCUAUUAAUGUCAGUAGUUAACAAAGAAAGAGGAAAAAAAACAAAUUGUUGAGAGAUGUGGUUACUACAUAUGUCAGGAUAAAUUGUGUAUUGUUAAUAUUUAGUGCAUGUUCUUCUACAUUGUGGCACAACAUUACGUUGGUAAUGGAGGAAGAGUGUCAACACAAAGGAAUAAAGUAUUUUCAAAGUGGGCAUGUGAAAUAUAUCAUAAAUAGAACAAAGCGUUAACUGCUGUUGACAGUGAGUUAGUAGUUCUAUUUAAUGAAAUGGAACAAGAGCAGACUAGCAUAAAGUACGUGCCAGUGAACGGAAAGAAAUUAAGUCAAUGACGUCAAAUGAAAGACCAGUCUGCAGUUUCACUUCAAUUUAAAAACGCAUACCUGACCCUGACUUCAGGUUUUGUUCAUGCAUUACCAAAAGUAUGUUUUUACAUAACAGGAGACAUAAAAUGAAUUUAAAAUGCUGAUGACAUACAGAGUAUAAUGAAAAAUGGUGUUCUCAUUCUGCUUUCUUGAAUUGCACAAAUCCAUUUUCUGUAACAAACAGCAAGCUGUGAAUGUGGAUCCCAAAAAAAGCAGACCCCAGAUGAAAGUAAACAAACUUUAAAAUAUAGUAUCAUGUAGGAUGAAACAUAUUUAUGUGCCAAAUAUUUUAUUCUGUUUGAAAGAAUGGCUUGCUCGGUGUUCCGGGGGACCGAGGAUGAUUUCUAUUCCACGUUCCCGUCAUACCUGACGAUUUGGUAACAGAAAGUAGAGUACACUUUAGACCAGGUGAAACCAGGUCUAAGUUGUGGCGCGAGUAAUAUAACCCGAUUCCCAUUACGCAUGGUUGUAAUUCAUCAUAUUUCAUUCACUGAUAUGACAUCAGUGUGCAUCAAACCCUUUAAAUCAUUGUAGAAAUCAAUUCAUAUAAUGCAUUAUUAUUAUUAUUUUUAUACAUACCCAGUACAAAAUGUAUACAACAAAUUAUUGGCUGUGAUUUAAGAUUAAUAUGACGAGCAUCCUGUGUCAGCUAGAACAAGUUUUAGACAGCACAAUAAUCAAUAAACCAGUCAGAUUAUUAAGAAUGAAGAAACAUUUAUUGGUUAAAAUAGUUUUCACAGAUACAAUGAAUGUUUGCUUUGCUAUCAUGCACUUACAUAGAUUAGCACUGUCGGAACUACUAUAACAAAUGACUAUUUUUCCCGCUUUGUCAGUGAAAUAUUAACAUUUGGCCCAUAACAAUUAAACCAGCAGUUGGAUGCUUCAUAUCACGCACCUUAGUGUUUUUAUUUUGUUACAAAAUAAAUUAGCAACAUUUAUACAGUAUCAGAAAACUCUUCUCACGUUGUGGGUGCAUCAUAUUAACAUAGUUAUCACCUACUAGAUCACAGUGCAAAUGCCAUUGUAGCUGAAAGAUCCAUGUAAGUACCAACACAACGACUCAUUUUGAAAGAGCAAAUUGAGAUUGAUUCUAAUGUUUUGUAGUUGAGGAGCUACAUUGGCAUAUAUUUUAAUAUAACUGACUAAAUAUUAGUCCAGAUCUAGAAGAAGUCUUCUAAAAACUCACAUUUUCAUUGUGACAGUUAGCACGAUUUACAGUACUAAGUAACUAUUUCUCAAGCAGCAACGCUGACAUCGAAUUGGAAACAAAUACGCUAAAGAGAUCAUUCACUCAAAUGAAUAAGAAAAAAAAAUCUUUCGGUCGUCUCCCAACUUCCCACAAAUAUGAAAAAGGCAGCAAUGAUUUCACCAACCAAUACAUUGCUGUGUUACGACAGCCUGAUGCAUCAAUUUUGCCACUAACACGCUCCUUUACAAAAAAAAAACAUACAAAUAAACCCACAGAAUGAAACAUCACAUAAAUUCAAAGUUUAUCAGGAAAAAAACAUCCAGACUGACUACAUCAGUCAGUCUGGAUGUUUUGUGACUGUGACUGUAGAAACGGCCAAUAAAUAUACAUGUUGUAGGGAGUUUAAAAAAAAAGAAAACUAUAUAAGAUGUACUGAAUAGUAGUCAAUUCGUAAUUGGAGUAGUGGAUUUCCAUCAUAACUCAAGCAAUAAAUACUCAGCAAACUCCCAAAAGCCUUGUUUUGCCUUUUUUUGCAAAGUGGUUAACAUUAAAAAAAUUGUCAUUGGAAAGACACAGCUCAAUGGGCUUCUUUUUUUUUUUUAAAUGUUCACAUUUCAUUUUUUAUCUCAUAAUUGGAAAACAUUUUGAGGCUUAGUCAAUUUCCAGUAAUAAAAUAGUCAUCUUAGAAUUCUUAGAAAUGCGAGUCCACCAAGCAAAACCGUUGGUACAUUUGUAACUACCUAAAUUAGAACUACCGUAUUUUCCGCACUAUAAUGCGCACCGGAUUAUAAGGCGCACCUUCAAUGAAUGGUCCAUUUUAAACUUUGUCCAUGUAUUAAUCCAUCUAUUUGGACACGCCUGCUGUAGUGGCUCAAUAUUGGUCCAUAUAUAAGACGCACCUGAUUAUAAGGCGCACUGUCGGCUUUUGAGAAAAUUUGAGGUUUUUAGGUGCGCCUUAUAGUGCGGAAAAUACGGUACAUGAAAUGCUUGGUAGUAAAUAACCACCUUGUAUCCAACUUGGUAUCCUGAAAUUGUUUAUUAGGCUGUUUAAUGUGUACUUAUACUUAUGUACUUAAUAACUAACAUGACAUCAAAACUGAAAUGAUAUAUCACCCAUCUUUGGCAGACUUCUAUGUUAGUGUGCCAAAACGGUUGGUACUUGACCCGUUUAGGGACAAUUCUAAAGACCUUCAUUAACAAAAUGGCCGCCUCUACUAGAGCAUACCGCAGUGAAUCAAACUGAACUGUCCUGCUUGGUAGGAACAUGGCUGACACUAUAUAAAAUGAUCACAUAGUGUUUAUUGAACAUAAAAUCAAACAAAUCUCCGUGUUCAACUGUUCUUGAGUGACUGCAUCUCAGGAUCACCUCUGCCUUUCCCCUACUUCUAAGGGUGUGCUUUGUUAAGGCUUGGUUAGGUGAUAGGCCCUAUAGGUAAAUGGAAAGUCCUCAAAAACUAUUUGCAACUUGUACCUUUUGUCAGUGUUACAUACAGGUUUAGGUUUGAAUGUCUCUUGACAAACUUGGGCUACGUUCACACUGGAGCUCAAUUCCGAUUUUUCUUUUUUUUUGCCCAUGUGUAUCUGGUUGUUGAAACUUGAAUCAUAAAGUGGACAUUUCUGGCGAUGGACAUUGGGCAGUGUCAACGUAGCCCAAGAGUCUCUACGACAAAAACAGUAACUGAGGUUAGGCCCAGCUUCUGUUUAAACCUAAGUGAUCGUUUCCUGAUUCUCAGGCUGCCAGCCAGGUUUAAACGUCCAGGUCAUCUGGCCUGGCCCGGCUACUCAUCCGACUGCUGGCCCGGCUGCAGGGCCGAGCGUCCAUCAAGGGCAGAGGCUGCAUUUCGUGUCCGGCUGAUAAGGGCAAUUUCUUAUGCUCGUGGGUAUCGUCGGGGAAGUCAAAGGCUUGUGCAUGGGAGUUUGAAAUAGUGCUCCCUCCUCCUCCAAUCUGGCCAAGGCGGUUCUGCUCCGUGGAAUAAUUGGCCCAGUUCUGUUCAUGGGCCUGCUUGUUAAAAUUACGACAAGACCCUGUACCCCUCUCUCCUGUGGCCAAUUUGUAACCUGGAGGGGACAUGGGUGAGAGUGGGGCAGUAGGGGCAGAGCAGCCGUUAUAGUAAGCAUACUUGGUCGUGGAGAGAUCCUUGGGGGUCGGGCUCAAAGUGCCCCCACUAGCAUAGAUUGUGGGUGGCUGUUGGUCCUUCACACGAUCUUUGAUCCUCUUGAAAAGCACAUAGAAGAGCUCAAUGAUGUUGAGAACCAAGGACACCAGAGAAACCACUAGCAUGAAGAUAAUGAAGACUGUCUUUUCCGUGGGACGUGACAGGAAACAGUCCACCCUAUGCGGGCAUGGAUCUCUCUCGCAAGUGUAGAUCGCCGAGAGGGUGAAGCCGUAUAUGUACCACUGGAUCACAAGAAAGCCCACCUCAAAGAGGGACUUGAAAAAAAUGCUGACGAUGUAGGUUCUCAGCAGCGCCCCCUUCAUCUUUACUUUGCCAUGCUCAUCAAUGCCGUGCUUGUGCUUUUUCAUUUCGAUUUUCUUCAGCGGGAGGUCAACAUCUCCUCCGUCAUUCUGUACAACUUUCAGCUCUUCCUCUUUCCUGUUCAAUUUCUGUUCCUUCCUGUUCAGGUAAAAGACAUGAGCCAGAUAAAGUAGGGUCGGGGUUGACACGAAGAUAAUCUGGAGGACCCAGAAUCUGACGUGGGAGAUGGGGAAGGAUUUGUCAUAGCAGACGUUCUCGCAACCAGGUUGUUGGGUGUUACAUUUGAAAGCAGACUGCUCAUCUCCCCAGGCGGAUUCUACUGCCGUGCCCAGGACCAGGAUUCUGAAGAUGAAGAGGACAGAGAGCCACACCUUCCCCCCGGCAGUGGAGUAGGCCUGGACUUUAUCCAACAAACGACCAAGAGCGCUCCAAUCGCCCAUCCUCAAGUAGCCUACGUUGGAAAAAAAAAAGACAUUACAUCAAUAUGUAAGAAUUAGCAAAUUCAAUUAUCUGACUGAUCAAAGCUCCCAUUGUAAUGAAUGCUUAGUUUAACUUGAUUGUCAAUAUAUAGUGUAGGCUAUACAACAAACUGAUGAAUAACUAGUUUUGAAAUCAAAGAUGAGUAAAACUAUUCCGAUAUUAAUAAAAGCUAGCAAUCUCUGUUUUUUUUUAAGUAAACACAAUUGGCCAUUUUUGUAUUGACACAUGAAUUUGAUGCAUAAUUUGUCUUUGAGGGCCAUGUAAAAUGAUGUGGCGGGCCGUAUCUGGGCCCCCGGGCCUUGUGUUUGACACCUAUUGCAUCAAAUGAUCAUUUCUGCAUAUUUUCCUGAUCCUUGGCUUUGUUUUUGUUUUGCUGUUUUUGAACCCUCUUCAAAAAGAGCUGUUGAGAGAAUAAUGUGCAAAGAGGAAAUAAAAAAUAUGGGCAUAAAUCAGAGACUAUUUUUACCCCCAAAAGAUGAGUAAGAACUGUUGGAUGGGAAUGGAAUUUAAAAAAAAGACAACUCCCAUUUUUACUAGAUCAUUAUUUUAACUACUUUGAAGACUUUAUUUUCUUUGGUAGUGGCAACAUGAAGUGUUAGUGGCUUCUGUAUAUUGUUGGAGGUUUAUUGGUCCUUGUGAAACAAGCACACAAGUUAAUUCAGUUGCUAGGAGCAGACACAGGAAACACGUUUCAGACACAAUCUUGUAAGUUGGAGAAAGUAUGUCACAAUCUUAACACCCAAUGUGACGCAUUAAAUGAGUCAUUAUAUAAAUGCAGAAAGCUUAGCAAAACCUUGAAUCAGAGAUAUCCAUGAAUCAUGACAUUAAGAUAAUAUUUGUGGGUGAAAAAAAAGGAUAGAAGGUGUUCACUUUGGAUUAUUCCAGAUCAAACUGGUUGGAGCUCUUGAUUAAAAACAUUUCAGUCACAUGAGGGGAUUUUAGCUUAAGUAUUUCCCUGCUGCUCUCAUUUUCAACACUCCCAUUGUGCCCAUGUCAAGUUAACAUGCUUGUAAACAAACUGCUUUUGCUAUUUUUAAAAAAACAUUUAUUUAUAUCGCUUCUGUUUUCUUUCUGUAUUUGUACGUUUAUUGUAUGUGCUUUACCUCUUUCAAAUGUAGUGUGAAGAAGCACAAAUAAGUUGUUGCAGACAUGAAGCUUCAAUGACCGUCCCAAAAAAAAAAAAAAAAAAAGUGUGUGUGUGUGUGUGUAGCAGACCGGAAAGCCCUGCUGGGAGUUUCUUUCCAAAGUGCUCACACUGUCCUGUUGACAGCUUAGCAGUGCUAAGCAUUGUGACGCAACUGGCAAGUGCCAUCUAUACAAUUUAUUUUUAUAACCUAAACAGGCUCACAUGGAAUUUGGAUCUCAUCUGAGAAGAACAUCAUGGACUGAUCACAGGCAUCAUCAUCAUUUUCAAUCAAUACCUAAUGACGUUUAAGAUUGGGAUGCAUCUCCUUGAGUUUCCUCAUUGCUGUGAUGCUUACAGUGAUUAGCAUUAAGAGCAACCUAAUUGGACAUAUUUUCAUUCAUUUUUAAACUGACACCUGUGAAAUGCACUUUUUUUUUUCCACCACUCAAACCCACACUCAAACCCACACUCAACAGUGCUUUGAGGGAAGACUAAUGAAAACAGAAAUAUUAAUCAUUUGUACCGUGCAUUAAGAAAACUCAAUGUUGAAUUCAAAAUUGAAUGUUUUCCAGUUGUCCUAAAAUCUGCCCUUCUUAGAAGGAUGUUAACCUUAAGACAUUUUUCAUGCUAUAAAUUACCACCACAUGUUUCCUAUAAUUUAUUACCGGGCAAAACAAUGCACCUUAUCCGACAAACUGGAUGGUCAUAAGUUAUUUUAGGGUUAGUCAGAGACUCAAAUAGGAAUAAGUCAAUCAUGCCAAGUGAUACUAAAGACAAUAAAUAAUUUUGUAGUUAUUGGACAGAAAUUCCCGCCACUUUCUAGAUGAGUGGUUUUGGUGAUAAAUGAUUCAGACAGCACAGACAAAUCCAACACAAUGGCCCGUGCAGAAGACACAGGAUAUGAAUGGAAAAACAAGUCCCAGUUUGAGGUUUCCUGCUAUUCCUGCAGCAGCUGAACAAUCUUUUUGAGGUUGUUUAACGGCUGUAAACUAACUGGGCUGACUGGGAAAUACGCUUUUAAUUAAAUCACAUCAUUCACUUCAAGGUUCUGCAAACAGGAUCAUGGGUCCAAAAUGCCCCCCACAAAAAAAAAAAAAAAGUGUUUUUUUUCUUACAAGAAAACAUUGUGGGGCAUAUUUAAAUUACUAUUAUAAACAGUUAAUCAAAUUGAAAUGCUGCAAAAGCACAGUUCUGUGUUUGUGUCCAAACACAAUAUUUAGAGGCUAACUUAUAAUAAAAGUUGUAAAUAUAACAUUUGGAGCUUUAAACUCACCUGGAAAGUUACAGAAAGGAAAAUAGAGAGCCCGUUGGGACCCUUUCCGUUACAUUAAUUGGAACUCACUCCCCAAAGGUCAACAUCCAAGUUUGGGAACAGACUGGAAACUGAGCCUAACUUAUCAAACUUCCCUUAUAAGUGUCCCGUCAGAAGAGGGAGUCACCUGACCUUGACGUCAAAACCGAAGCCCCUUUCGUUCUCCAUGAGGACAAAAAAAAAAGUUAGGCAGGCCAACAUGAAAGAGUUCAAAGCAGCCAAGAAAGUGGAAAGAACUAAUACGUGUUUAGUUUAUUAAACUAAUUUUAGGAAAAUGUGUUUUUGUCACUUUAAUGUAUCUUUAACAUCAAGCAUAUUGCCACGAGAGUUGUUGGCAGUAGUUUGUUUUUACGCACAUCGUACGUCUUUACAAUAUGUUCGGAUCCAAAUACGCAUGCAUAAAAUUUAUAAUGAUUUAAAAAAAAAGAUCCGGAGCCGGCAUCGACACCUGUUCAUUUGAAUGUUGCCGAAAUGUAUUUUUUCUGGAUUUUACCAUAAAUGCUUCUGUUAGAAAACAUAUCCAAUCUCGUUUCAGCAAACGAAUAUAAAACGUAUUAUUUCACUCCAAGCCUGUCGAUUGUUUGCUCUUUUUUGUUUGCAUCUCUUAAUGUAUCAAAAAAGUUUCUCUCGUUUCUAUCAACUUUUCUUGUUGCGAUUUGCUGGUAAAUAUCGCCGUCUAGUGGCUAUAUUAAUAAACUACAGACGAUCACUUUAGUACCACAAAGACUUGCUACGUACUUGGAUUGAUUUUGCCAGAGUAUUUCAAAGUAUAUCGUGUUGAUGAUCAGACAAGCGCAAACACACAAAAUCAUCACGUUAAUGAAUUUCAAUCAUUAUUCAAAUAAAAACACGAGUAAAGGAUUUUUUUCCUUUUGUCAAAAGUGUGUCUCUAAUAAAACAAAACAAAUUGUCGGUCGGUAUCAAAAUGCAAUAAUUAAUACCCAAAAAUAAUAAUAUAAAGCACCGUUCUGUGUUUCUGUGUCCACACGAAAUUUAGAGGCAAAUAUAAUAAUAAAAAUACAACAUUAGAAGUUUCAAACUCACCAGAGAGUAAAUUAGAGACACGGGAUUAAUUGGAACUCGCUCCUCAGAAAGGUUGACAUCCAAGUUUGGAAACAGACGGAAAAGUGAGCUUAAUUUAUAAACUUCCUUUACAAGUGUCCCGUCAAAGAGAGAGUCACCUGACCAUGACGUCAAACCCGAAGCCUCUCUCGCGCUCCAUUAAGAUAAUAGCAAAUGGGUGGGGGCGUUUAAAAUGUAUAUUUUACCUCAAACAGUACUGAGGCAUACGCAGCGAUAAAAAUAAAAACUUUCCAUAACCUGUUUGAUACUUUGAUUCUUUAGCGCUAUUGAGAGUUUGCUUAGCGGACCACGUGCAUGUCUUGGAAUAUGACGACACAUGUUGAUUUAAAUGUCAACGAAAUACGCUGAUAGAAAUUUUCGAAAAUUAUUCACUGAACAAGACAUAGGGGGAUGCAUUUAUUUCUAAUUGUAAUUUAAUUUAUUGCUGCAGACACGCAGUUGUAUUUUUAUUAUUAUUAUUUCGAUUGAUUUUUAUCUGAUACACUUCCACUAAAUUUGUAGAAAAGAAAACACAAUUUCAAUCUAGGCCAUAAAAUCAAAUGAAAUGAAAGCAAAGAAUAAGCAGAACAGAAAAUGAAUGUGGAGGAAUGAAUGUAAAAUUAUAAAAUUUCAGUUUGAUGAAAAAGACUACAAACCAUUAUGAGUAACUUUUGUCUCUAAAUGGGUAACAUUGCUGAGAUCCUUUAAAAUGUAUCCCGGGUAGCCAGGAAGUUGUUACAACUUUGAGCCUCCAUGACUGUAAAGUGCAUUUUAAUCAAAUUAAUAAAGUUAACCUAACUUGCAGAUCAAAGGCCUCCUGUAAGUCAACUACAUGAUGCAUGUCGCCGAUGGCUGUCAUGUCUGUAACAUUGCUGAAAUGUUUCAUCAGAUAUUAAAGAUCAGGCAAAGAUGAAAGAGGAGCAUUGGCUCAUUCCUUUGCCAGUAAAUUUUCCAAUUGUUUCAAAAUCCAAACAAAUGGGUCAGCUCCCAUUGAUUGAAAAUUGAAAUUUUACCCGUUAUCAGACAUGGCCAUGACACUGAGGUUGAGGUUAUUAUUAAUUAUUAUUAUUAUUAUUAUUAUCAUCAUUAUUAUUAUUAUUAAUAUUGUAUACAUUUUAUAUUUUUUGUAUUAUUUAUUAUAUAUAUUCUAUUUCUCCUAAAUGCACGGAUUACCGAGAGGUGCUUUUUUGUUACAAAGAUUUAAAGUAGAAGCAUCGACAUCAAACAUUGCUCAAUAGUUCAAAGUGAAAUAUUCAGGGACAAUAUAAUUGACAAGCACUUUACUUCAACCUCAAAUUACAGAGCCAAGUAAAAAUGGAACAGUGAAUAACAAAUAAAGUUUUAGGACUUUCUACAAGAGUAGCUUGCAUUUGUUUACAUCAGUUCACAUGAAAGAUUUGGCCUUUAAAAUAAACCUUGUGACAUUCAAUGUAAUUUAUUUAUUUCAAAUGUUAAAAAAAAAAAAAGUUGACAUGAACCUUUGAAGUCAGCAGUAGAAAAAAAAAUCGUACACUUGAGUUUCCCUUGUUUUCACUCUGAGUGGAUGUGACUUUCAUCGUUGCUUAAGCACGUGGUGACCUGAGGAUGGAGAGGCAACAGAGGGUAGCCUAAGCCUCCAUAUUGGUUUCUCAUGCUUCCCCAUGGUGGCUUGGUUGGUGCACACGUCGUCGCCGUGAGCACCUGAGCUUGAGCUGCGAGCUGUUUCUUUGCGCUAUACCUUCUGUUACACAGAAGGUACACCAUCUCAACAAUAUUGAGAAGUACUGAAAUACCAGAAACCACAAGCAUAAAAUAGAUAAAGAUGGUCUUCUCUGUAGGGCGAGAAAUAUAACACCUAGAUCCGCUCUCAUGAGCACAAGGUGGUGAAUUCUUACAAUGGAAAUCCGAGACAACUUUUAGAGGGCCAAAGACAUAGAACUGUCCGAUGGUGAACCCAACUUCCAGCAUUAUUUUAAAUACGAGCUGGGUCAUGUAUGUGGAAAAUAAGAGUCCUUUAAUUUUCACCUUCCCUCUUUCAUCAGUGUAUUUAGGUGUCUUUGGUUUGUUUCCAUUGAUUUUGCUCUGCUCCAGCUCUAUCAUUUUCUUCUCCUUGUGGAUGAUGAAGACAGCAUGGCCAAGGUAGACCAGUGUGGGGGUUGACACAAAAGUGAUUUGCAGUACCCAGUAAUGCACGUAAGACAUUGGGAACAUCCAGUUAUAGCAGGAGUGUUUACAUCCUGGUUCGAGAGAGUCACAGUAGAACUCAGACAAUUCGUCACCCCAAACAUUUUCUGCAGCAGCGCUCAACACGAAGAUCCUGAACACAAAGAGGACACUCAUCCAGAUCUUUCCGACAACAGUGGAAUGAGCUUGGACCUUGUGGAGAAGUUUGGACAGGUACGCCCAGUCACCCAUGGCAAAUAACUAACAUCUGAAAUAGAAAAA